AUGAACAUUGGUGCUCCUGAGAGGCAGCAGGGAAAUGAAACCUGUCUGGUGCUGGAGUUUUUGCUGGUGGGAUUCUCCAACCUCCCACACCUGAGAACUACACUCUUCACUUCGUUCUUCCUUGCGUACCUGGUCACCCUCAGUGGUAACGUCACCAUCAUCACCAUCAUCCACAGGGAGCGUGCCCUCCACACUCCCAUGUACUGCUUCCUUGCGGUGCUGUCCCUCUCCGAGACCUGCUACACGCUGGUCACCAUCCCCAAUAUGCUGGCUCAUCUGCUGACGGGGAGCCAGGCCAUCUCCAUCGCAGGCUGUCGGGCUCAGAUGUUCUUUUUCCUAGGCCUGGGGUGCAGCCACUGCUUCCUUCUGGCGCUGAUGGGCUACGAUCGGUACGUGGCCAUCUGCCGUCCCCUCCGCUACUCGGUCAUCAUGAGACCCACCGUUUGCCUCUGCCUGGGGGCCCUCGUUUUCUGCUCUGGGUUCUUGGUGGCUUUGAUCGAGACCGGCCUGAUCUUCUCCUCACCCUUCUGCCGCAGCAACCGCGUGGAGCACUUCUUCUGUGACAUUGCCCCUGUGCUGAAGCUGAGCUGUGCCGAGGGAGCCCGCAAAACACUGGGCAUCUUCUUCCUCAGCGUCCUCGUGGUGCUGGUCUCCUUUGUCCUCAUCCUCUUGUCCUAUGCCUUCAUUGUGGUGGCCAUCGUGAGGAUCCCCUCGGCAGCCGGCCGCUGGAAGGCCUUCUCCACCUGCGCGGCCCACCUCACGGUGGUCAUUGUGCAUUUUGGCUGCGCCUCCGUCGUCUACCUGCGGCCCGAGUCAGUGGGAAGCCCUGAGCAGGACCGCCUGGUGGCUGUGUUCUACACGGUGGUGACUCCGUUGCUGAACCCGGUGGUGUACACUCUGAGGAACAAAGAGGUGAGGGUGGCCCUGAGUCGGACGCUGCCAUGCAGCCGCAGGUCUCAGGGUUUUCAAUGAAGGACUCG
Messenger RNA from Choloepus didactylus (southern two-toed sloth), 980 nucleotides. Its product is annotated as olfactory receptor 10T2-like. NCBI's taxonomy places the organism in Eukaryota, Metazoa, Chordata, Mammalia, Pilosa, Megalonychidae. Bases 1 to 972 code for a protein of 323 amino acids. Gene Ontology annotation, molecular function: olfactory receptor activity; G protein-coupled receptor activity. Gene Ontology annotation, biological process: G protein-coupled receptor signaling pathway. The record is from RefSeq and is a predicted model, not a curated record. Gene Ontology annotation, cellular component: membrane. The transcript is spliced from 2 exons.